CCACAGAGGGAGACAGAGAGAGGCAAGGGCAAAGAUCCUAGAGGCAAGAGGUUCCUCUCCCCGCCCAACACUGGCAAAAGUGAAACCUAAACCCAAGGCGGCGGCUGGCGGCGAGAGGGGUGCGGGGAGCGGCAGCUCGGGGCAGGCUGGACAGCGAGGACCAUGGGGUGGCUGGGGAACCCACUGCGGCCACUCCUGCUCCUGUUGGUGAUGUUGACGCCACAUUCAGGACAGUUGACGUUGAAAGCAAGCAAAAGUCCAGCGGAACUCAUCCUGUACGAAAAUGGACUUCUCGAGUGUGAGAUUGCUAAUCUCAGUGCGAUUACUUUGAACCCAAAUAAUUUAGGUGUUUUAUGGGUUUUUACCGGUGGAACUGAAGAAUUAAAUAUCUUUAUGUAUUCUAACGGACAGAUAACAAAUCUGUGGGAGGAAGCAGAGCUGUCUAAAAACUCAAUUUUAGAUGGAAACAUGUCACUUUUCCUGAGACAUGUUACGUUAAAACAUUUGGGGGAAUAUCGCUGUGAAGUUUUUAUUCCACCAAAUGACAAAGCUUCUCUGACGGUAAAGCUUGAAGUUUUAGCACGACCCACAGUAACUAUUGUUUCUGAGAAGCUUGUGGAGGUUGGCACUGGAGGAGAGAUGAUUUUAGGUUGUCAGUUAAAUGGAUAUUAUCCUUGCGAAUGCAAAACGGAUUGGUUUCAGUCAAACCCGUCACAAAAGAAAACAAAGAUGUUAACUGAUAUCUGCAUCGCCCCUCCAAUCAAAAAUCCUGAUGGGACAUGCAACGUGACUACUGAAGUUCGACUGGAACCUCGUGUAGAAGAUAUUGGCAGCAGUUUUGAAUGCCGGGUGACACACAAGGCAUUUCCAGAGUCAUACACUGCGAAAGCUGCAGUGACUUUGAAAGAAGCAGAAAUUCAUCUGUCCAAAAGCUCAAUAGUUGGAAGCAUCAUUGGAAGUGUAAUUUUUUCUGUAAUGCUGUUAGCAGCUGGAAUUUACCUGUACAUGCGGUACAUUUAUAAAGUUCCACCCAAUGUAUGCGAUCUUCAGAUGCCUGCUCGAUUUAUCCAUCAACAAACUGCAGAGAUUACAUGCCACGUGUCUGGAUUUCGACCUGAUGUCAUUUCUGUUGGCUGGUAUUUGAGGAGAAUGAAUGAUGCUGAAGAGUCCUUCAUUGGUGAAAGCAAAAGGAACCAGGAGAUUAUAAGGUUUAGCAAAGCAAAGGAGAUAACAGAAAUAGGAAAGGAGAAUGCAACUGACGUUAAUUGGAAAGUCAGACAAAGUAAUUUUGUCGUACAUGAUGAUGGAACACAGAGCUUGUCCAGCACUCUUGAGAUUUAUCCUGACUUAAUGGAGGACAAUAAAGCAGAAAUCAUAUGUAGAGUGUCGUAUCCAACUGGAACUCAGGAGAAACGCACCUGUUUACAAGUUGAUGCAAUUGCUCCUAAGUUGGGGAACAUAAUCGCACCUCCUGUUGUGCGUCACAACACUUCAGUGAUGCUGACUUGUCCAAUAAGCUUUUUCACGCCACGUCAGUUAACAAUCAGUUGGUAUGAAAGAAUAAAUGGGGUAAAAUCUCUUUUGCUGGACCACACUGAGGAAAAUGAGGCAAAAAACACGGUGGGCCGGUAUUCCCAUUGUCUGCGUGAGUUUACCUAUCCAGACCACACUUACAGCGUCUACAGCAUGCUCACUUUCAUUGCAUCAAUUCAAGAAAAUGAUGGAAAAGAAUAUUUAUGUGAAGUGAAUCACGUUAGCUUGAAACACCAAGCCGAGAAAUGGGUUAAGCUGGAAGUGAAAGCAUUUCCUACACUUGAUACCAUCCGGAGCGAACCAGUGAAUCCAGAAAUUGACAAAGAAAUGACUCUCUCCUGCAAAGUGCACUCGUUUUAUCCUAAAGAGAUUUCUGUCUUAUGGUUCAAAGAUAAGAAAGCCAUAAAAGGGAAUGACACAUCUGAAUUGAUCGAGAAUCCGGAGAAGUUGUAUGAAAUCACCACGACUUGCACCACAAUUCCAACGUUAUCAGACAAAAAGAGUAAAUAUCAUUGCUUGGUCACACAUGAGAGCCUUCCCAAGCCAAAGUUUGCGGAAUAUGUUCCCGAGAAUUUAGUAUCUUCUCCCAAAGUAAAAAAGAUUACUUGUGAUCCUCCGAAUCCUGAAGUCGGGAAGACAUUGACUUUGUCCUGUGAAAUAAUGGACUUUUAUCCAGCGAGUAUUCAAAUUGACUGGUUUAGGGAUGAAGUGAGAAUAAAUGAAGAUUCAAAAUAUGGAAUCGCUAACGAAGAAUUGAUGAAUGAACGCAGUCUCUGCAGCAAAGUCACCAAAUUAACCUUGAGUCCAAGCACUGAUGAUCAUCAACAUCAAUACAUGGUUGAAGUUUAUCAUUCAAAAUCUUCCACCAAACCUCAGAAGCAAUGCUUCCGGUUACUUCUUAAAGGCUCACCAACAAUUUCAGACUUCAAAAUGGUGCCAGAGAUCCCAUGGUUUGGUGAAUAUUUAUCCAUAUCUUGUUCCGUACAUGGCCUCUUAAGAAAGGAUUUCAUUUUUGAAUGGUAUAGAGGAUCUGAGCCUGUGAAAUGUGGAGUAACUGAUUCAGGUUUUGUGAGUACCGGUGACAACAAUUACAAAGUAGAGAGUUGCCUUAUAUUUCUAGUAACCGCGGAAGACUUUGAAAGAGAGUUAAUCUUUCUGUGUAAAGAUCGUUAUAAUAAUGAAGCAUUCAAAAGGCGUAUUCAACUGCCCCUAAAAGCUGUGGCUCCUAAAGUAUCAAGUUUUACCAACUGUGACAAUGAUCGACUCAAAAUAGGUGGAAAAUAUACCCUUGGUUGCAGGAUUGAACAUUUUUGCCCAAAGGAUAUAGAAGUUGUUUGGUACAAGACAUCAAACGAUUGCACGGAUUAUCAAAUUAUGGGAAAGCCCGAAAUAGACAAAAAUGGACUGUACUCGACAAUCACAAAGCUGCCAAUUCUCAUGGAAAAAAAUUCGGUAAAUUAUGUUUGUGAAGUUCGACAUGAAAAGACCAAUGAAAUUUUUGAGAAGUCAUUCAAACUGCGGGUUUAAAUUUACCUUAUAUCUUUAAUCACA
Molecule: messenger RNA, 3084 nt
Organism: Leucoraja erinaceus (little skate)
Lineage: Eukaryota; Metazoa; Chordata; Chondrichthyes; Rajiformes; Rajidae
Exons: 10
Coding region: 163-3060 (965 amino acids)
Source: RefSeq, a predicted model, not a curated record